AAAAGAGAGAUCCAGCGGAACAAUUUCAAAAUGGCGGAAUCAGAGGAAACCGAAGAAGUAGUGGAUCAUUAUGCAGUUUUAAACGUCCGUAGAGAGGCCAAUGAAAGUGAAAUCAAAGCAGCUUACAGGCGCAUGUGUGUGUUAUAUCAUCCGGAUAAGCAUACUGAUCCCGCCAAGAAAAAAUUGCGUGAAGAAUAUGAGAGACUACAAAGAGAGAAGGAGGAGCAGCGUUUACGGCAGAUCACAAAUCCAACAGGAAGUAUUUCUGUUGGAGUGGAUGCUACAGACUUGUUCGAUAAUUACAACUUAAUUGAUUCUUUUAAUGAAAGGGUUUUGCCAAACAUUGAAGUUAGUUCCAUGUCAAUCUCACAGUCAAUAGAGGCACCUCUGACUCGCACUGAUACACUCACUCUAGCUGGUAAUUUAAAGAUCAAGAAUGGGAAUGGAGAUGGUAGUGUCUCAGUGUCAACAAGGAGGUUAUUUUCACACAGUAAAUGGGCUGAGGCCACCUUUGAGGCUGGAAAUGGCCCAAAUCUUACCCUUCGGGGAUUUGCAAACCUUACACAGAGAAGUCAUAUAAUUGGAGGAAUUUCCAUCAGAGGUCAUGGCAGUGCAGUGUCUGGUGGAUUUCAUUGCAGUACAUUGACGCGUGCAUCUCAAGUGUACAACUUUCCAAUAAACUUGUCGGAAGAGAUCCAACCAGCCGCUAUAUUUUAUGGCACGGUCGUUCCAGUUGCUGUGUUCUGGGUCGUGAAGAUGCUGAUUGUCAACCCAUUUGUGAAGAUGGAAAAGGAAAUGGAGACAGAAGCUAAUAAAACGAAACAUGCAAGGCAAAUGGCGGAAAAGAAGCGAGAGGCAGAGAGUAGUAUACAACUAAUGCAAGAGACUUGCGAGAGAAUAAUUGAAUAUGAAUCAUCCCGGCACGGCUUAAUAAUAGUAAAUGCGUGGUAUGGACACUUGGUGUCCAUGGACGAAAGUACACAGGGAGGUAAUCGAGGCCCCAGUAAAGUAAUCGACGUUACCGUCCCUGUGCAAUGUCAAGUGAAGGACUCGCGGCUAUUUCUCACAGAGUCAUCAAAGCUGUCCAUAUUUUUGGUGUUCCAUGGUGGUCGCAAAAACGGAGUCAAGGAGUAUGUUUCAUGGCACAUCCUACUAGAUGAGGUGCUUGAGGAUUAG
This is a messenger RNA of Pocillopora damicornis (cauliflower coral), 1176 nucleotides long. Its product is annotated as dnaJ homolog subfamily C member 11. Lineage: Eukaryota; Metazoa; Cnidaria; Anthozoa; Scleractinia; Pocilloporidae. The record is from RefSeq and is a predicted model, not a curated record. Gene Ontology annotation, biological process: cristae formation.